Colletotrichum destructivum is the source of this 284-nucleotide messenger RNA. RefSeq lists its product as uncharacterized. Lineage: Eukaryota; Fungi; Ascomycota; Sordariomycetes; Glomerellales; Glomerellaceae. The transcript is spliced from 2 exons. Bases 27 to 158 code for a protein of 43 amino acids. The record is from RefSeq and is a predicted model, not a curated record.
CGCCUGCCAAAUACAUAAGAUGACCAAUGCCCCCCAUGUCCGCCUGUGAGCUGAUUCAAUUCCCAGCACCUUUACCAUCUGGUUUUGCAUCUGAGCAGCAAUUCCGAGUUGGCGUUCACACGAGAAGACAUGACGGCACCGAAAUGUACCCGAUGUGAAGGAACAGGCGAGAAAGGAGGCUUUAAAUGUUCGUGGUGUGACGGCUCUGGAGACGAACCUGCUACAACUUGAUACUGGUGCCUUUGAUGGGAGUCUUGAAUUGAAUCCAUUUUCAAACAGUGCAU